Molecule: messenger RNA, 1626 nt
Organism: Mercurialis annua (annual mercury)
Lineage: Eukaryota; Viridiplantae; Streptophyta; Magnoliopsida; Malpighiales; Euphorbiaceae
Product: purple acid phosphatase 5-like
Exons: 8
Coding region: 99-1478 (459 amino acids)
Molecular function (GO): metal ion binding; acid phosphatase activity
Source: RefSeq, a predicted model, not a curated record
UCUAAACUGAAAAUCCUAAAAUCAACACGACUCACUAUAUAUACAAAUACACACUUAUAAUCUCCUCACUGAACUGAGGCAUUGAACAAUUAUUAACAAUGGCUUCAGUUUUAUUUGUGUUGCUAAUUCUUCUCCAAAUUGCUAGUUUUUCUCAUGGCGGAACCACAAGUUCAUUUUAUCGAAAACUCGAAGCUUCCGUCGAUAUGCCAUACGACGGCUUCCCUCCGCCUCCCGGCGAUAAUGCACCGGAGCAGGUUCAUAUAACCCAAGGUGAUCAUGACGGUCGAAGUGUAAUUGUUUCAUGGAUCACACCAGCUCAACAAGAACCUCAUACGGUGACGUUUUGGCCAGAAGGAGGCAAACACAAGCAUGUUCAUACAGCUCGUGCAUCCACUAAAUUUUAUAGAUAUUAUGAUUAUACUUCUGGCUUUAUUCACCAUGCUACCCUUAAGCAUUUGGAGUACAAUACUAAGUAUAUCUAUGAGAUGGGAAGUCGAACAACUCGUCGGAGGUUUUCGUUUGUGACACCUCCGGAAGUUGGACCGGAUGCUCCGUAUACAUUUGGAGUUAUGGGUGAUUUGGGACAAACUUACGAUUCGAAUUCGACGUUGGAGCAUUACAUUUCGAAUAAAAAUGCGCAAACCAUGUUGUUCGUGGGGGAUUUAUCAUACGCAGAUCAUUACGCACACCAUGACAACAAUCGAUGGGAUUCGUGGGGUCGAUUCGUCGAGAAGAGCGCUGCGUAUCAGCCUUGGAUUUGGUGUGCUGGAAAUCAUGAACUUGAUUAUGUUCCUGAAAUUGGCGAAACGGUACCGUUUAAGCCAUAUAAGAAUAGGUAUCACGUGCCUUACAAGGCAUCUCAGAGUACAUCUCCACUUUGGUAUUCCAUCAAGAGGGCAUCUGCAUAUAUUAUAGUACUUUCUUCAUACUCAGCAUAUGGAAAAUACACUCCUCAAUACACAUGGCUCGAACAAGAACUCCCAAAGGUUAACCGGUCCGAGACUCCAUGGUUAAUCGUUCUCCUUCAUUCACCGUGGUACAAUAGCAAUUCGUAUCAUUACAUGGAGGGCGAAACGAUGAGAGUGAUGUUCGAGUCGUGGUUUGUUCAAAACAAAGUCGAUAUUGUGUUUGCCGGUCAUGUGCAUUCAUACGAACGUUGCGAGAGGGUAUCAAAUGUGGCAUAUAACAUAACGAAUGGAUUGAGCACUCCAAUUAAAGAUCCUUCAGCUCCGAUAUAUAUUACUAUUGGAGAUGGUGGUAAUAUUGAAGGCCGUGCUGAUAGUUUUACCGAUCCCCAGCCGGAUUACUCCGCAUACCGUGAGGCUAGUUUCGGGCAUGCGAUUCUUGAGAUAAAGAAUAGGACUCAUGCAUACUACAAUUGGCAUCGAAAUCAAGAUGAUAAUCCAGUUGCAGCGGAUUCGCUUUGGAUUUAUAAUCGAGUUUUUAAUCCAAUAGAAGAGGGAAGCUCUAUGAACUAGGGUUUAGAGAUUUAUCUUUAGUUGUUUUUAGGUUGAUUUUAUAAUAAACAUUUUCUAGGACUAGUCAGUUUGAUCAGUUUCCCUAGUAUUUAGAUAUUAUCUGUUCUUAGAGUACUUCAUUUUUUAAUGAAAAUCUUUUUGUCUCCAA